Penaeus chinensis is the source of this 429-nucleotide messenger RNA. RefSeq lists its product as uncharacterized. The coding region runs from base 1 to 429 and encodes 142 amino acids. Lineage: Eukaryota; Metazoa; Arthropoda; Malacostraca; Decapoda; Penaeidae. The record is from RefSeq and is a predicted model, not a curated record. The transcript is spliced from 2 exons.
AUGCGAGGAAAGGACAUCCCAGAGAAGUACAUCCGUAUAGUUCAAGACAUGCACAAAGAGAGCGAGACAAUGGCCAGGUGCAUAGCGGGAACAACAGAGCCUUUCAAGGUAGAAGUGGGGUUACAUGAGGAGUCAGCGUUGAGCCCGUUCCUAUUUGCUAUCAUCAUGGACACCCUCACAGAGUAUCAGGAAACAGGCUCCUUGGAACAUGAGAGGAAGUUUACGGAUGCAAGACCAAAAACUGCAAGAAGUGAAUUCAGGUACCUUGGUAGCACAGUACAAUCGGAUGGUGGAGUAGAAGCAGAGAUCAGCAGGAUCCAAUCAGGAUGGAACAACUGGAAGAUGGCCGGUGUGAUGUGUGACAGGAGGUUCCCAGCCAGAGUUAAGAGAAAGAUCCACCAGACCGUGAUCCAGCCGGCAAUGCUUUAA